UCUUUUUACCCCCAGAAUUUUCCAUAUAUCGUAAAUUUUUCCACUCUCUUUUUUAUCUUUUUCCCCAAGCCACUCUCUUCAGUCCAUCUUGAAAAGCCUAUUAAACUGUCUCUCGCUUAGAUCUCUUGCUGGGUAUUCGAAAUUUUCAAUUCAUAUUUGGAAGAACAGUAAGUGAAGAUGUCGAAGGCGGCAAUAGAAAUGCCACCAAAGGGUGGGUUCAACUUUGAUUUAUGCAAAAGGAAUGAGAUGCUUGCGGCAAAGGGUUUAAAGCAACCAUCUUUUCUCAAGACUGGGACUACCAUUGUGGGCUUAAUUUUUAAGGAUGGUGUUAUUCUUGGAGCAGAUACACGAGCCACCGCAGGACCCAUUGUUGCAGAUAAGAAUUGUGAAAAGAUUCAUUACAUGGCCCCUAAUAUUUAUUGCUGUGGAGCUGGGACUGCUGCUGAUACAGAGGCAGUAACUGACAUGGUCAGUUCUCAGCUGAAGCUACACCGCUACCAUACUGGUCGCGAGUCCAGGGUGGUCACGGCUCUUUCACUGUUGAAGUCUCAUCUUUUUAGCUACCAAGGACAUGUUUCAGCGGCUUUGGUGCUCGGUGGAGUUGAUGUGACUGGCCCUCAUUUGCACACCAUAUAUCCGCAUGGUUCGACAGACACAUUGCCAUUUGCUACAAUGGGCUCUGGCUCUCUUGCUGCAAUGGCUGUUUUUGAAUCAAAAUAUCGUGAAGGCCUUAGUAGGUACGAAGGGAUAAAAUUAGUAGCUGAGGCCAUCUCCUCAGGCAUAUUCAAUGACUUGGGAAGUGGAAGCAAUGUUGAUAUCUGUGUAAUAACACAGGGAAAUCAGGAGUACCUAAGAAACCAUUUGUUGCCAAAUCCUCGUACUUAUAUCAGCGAGCAGGGCUAUUCAUUUUCAAAAAAGACUGAGGUGUUGCUGACAAAGAUUACACCAAUGAAAGAGAUUGUUGAAGUGAUUGAAGGAGGAGAUGCAAUGGAGGAAUGAGGUAUUCUGGUUAUAAAGUGCCCUGAAGUUAUUUCUUCGAAAACUCUCAUUAUCAGCUUCACGUGUUCCAUAGAAUUCGAUUGUCUUAUGUAUGUUGUGACUAUUCUUCGGCUGGAUAUUCUGUUUUCCAUUUUAUCUGUAUCGAAUUUUGUUUCACCAUUUUUAUCUGUAUCGAAGCUUUUGUUAUUUUAUAAUAUUGUUUUUUUAAUGCUAAUUAAUAGUCUGUUUGUUUCCUA
Messenger RNA from Olea europaea var. sylvestris, 1235 nucleotides. RefSeq names its product proteasome subunit beta type-7-A-like. Lineage: Eukaryota; Viridiplantae; Streptophyta; Magnoliopsida; Lamiales; Oleaceae. Gene Ontology annotation, cellular component: proteasome core complex. The transcript has 9 exons. Gene Ontology annotation, molecular function: threonine-type endopeptidase activity. The coding region runs from base 178 to 999 and encodes 273 amino acids. The record is from RefSeq and is a predicted model, not a curated record.